UCGUAUUUAGCUUUUUAAAUCUUCAUUAAGCGAACUUAAUAAUUAAAUAUUGAAAGUGUAACAUAAAAUACAUACACAUGCAUACAUAGAGGCACAUUUACUCAAAUGCGGGUUCAUAUAUCAAAGUUGACAAGUUUUUGGCCUCAAAGUAAAUUAUGUACCAAAAAUAAUUUGAUAAGCAACAACAAACCGUUACAUCGUAAAAUCUUAUUCGAUAAAAUUUCUUCAGUUUCUUAAACGAUUAAUUGCUAUUAAAUUGAAGGCAAUAUAAAAAGUGAUGGAAAGAUUUAUUAAAAUGUUUUAUUUUUACCGCUGGAUUUUGCGUUUUCUUGUCGCGUAAAAGCUUUUGUCUAUGCUUAAUUAGUGUACAAUUUUGAUUUUGGAUGCACACACAUUCGUGAUAUUAAAAAAAAAAAAAGAAUAAUAAUAAUAAAAAACAUGACGACAUGUCUACAGGCAAAACAAAUACAUAUUGCUUGAGUGCAAGUGAAAUCAUAUUGUAAAUGUUUGCCUGAGAAAAAAAAAAAGAUAUAUAAUUUUAAAUAUUUUUUUGUUGCUCUAUUGUUGCUGUUAUUGUCGUUAUCGUUGUUGUUGUUUUUUUUUUUUUUUUUUAAUUCGCAUUGAACAACAAAAUAUUUACAAAUAUAAUAACGAUGGCGGUGUGGAACGAAUGCAGUCACAAACAAGUGUUCGGAAUUGCUAAAUGCAACUUCGAGCAGUCAGAGAAACCGCAUCGUUUAAGUUUGGAUGUUGGUGAUGCAGUGAUAAUCCUAAAGGAAACCACACAUUGGUUUUACGGCUAUCGGCAAAGAAAUAAAGAACAACGCGGCAUAUUUCCCAAAUCGUAUAUACAUCUGUGCGAUUAUAAAAUUGUUAAUGGCAUUUAUUACAUACAACGCACCGAAAUUGUAGAGGAAAUCACCAAAGUGCUACUGGAAUGGGGGACCAUUCUAAAGCAAUAUUUUUUGCUCAGUCAUCCGGAUUUUCAUAGUAUACGCUCAAAAAUGAGCGCUUUAAAUAAUAAUCGAGCUUUGCUGAUAUCCGGUAAUUUGCCAGUAGAUGAGAUGCGUAAAGUAAAAGUGACAGCCACCUCGCAAAUCGAUACCGGUAAUAAUCUUUUGGGUCUUGAUAUGGUGGUGCGUGACGAAAGCGGCGAUAUUUUGGAUACGAAUACGAUCUGCACAACAGAACUCUAUGAACAUCAUAUGAAUGCCGUUAAUCGUAUAAUUAAAGCGAGUCGCCCUCAGUCCUAUCAACGGUCGGCGAAACCCCUCAAUAAAUAUUCGCAUAAUAUAUUGCUGCAUGUAAAUGCUUUUGUAUGCAAAUUUCAAGAGGAUUCGGAUCUUAUAUUUACACUUUUCGAUGGCGAAUGUCAUAGGGCGAUAAGUGAAAAUUACGUAGUGAAAUGGUCACGUAAUGGCAUUGCCCGCGAUAUCGAUCAAUUUGACAAUAAUCGGGUUCUCUUCACCGAUCUAAGCAAGACUGAUGUAAGCAUUUCAAAAAUGUAUUUAGUUUGCUAUGCGGUUCGCAUAGGAGCGAUGGAAAUGAAAGAGAACGAAACGAAACGAGCAAGCAUCACCAAUUCUAUGUUGACGGCGGCCAGUAAGAAACAUUCACAGUUAUCGAUUAGUUCAAGCGGUUCCUUUACCAAUGGGGAAUAUUAUAUGCGGCGACCCUUCGGUGUAGCCUAUAAAGAUCUCACGCCCAUUAUUAAUAAACCUGAAGAUUUCAAAGGUAAUUUGGAUAUGCCGUUUAUACUCUGCGAAAAGGAUAAUCUAGAUGGAGCGUUACGUAAAUUAAUUGCUAAUAAGGACAUUGGAAAAAUUGAUUCGCGUAUGGCUGUCACUGUCGAAGUUCUACAGGGUGAUAUUAAACAAAUUAGAGAAGAUUUCCCACGUUUACUGCAUACGAAUGUGCCCAUUGCUAGAAAAAUGGGUUUUCCCGAAGUCAUUUUACCGGGCGAUGUACGCAACGAUUUAUAUUUAACUUUAUGUUCAGGUGAAUUUUCGCGUUUGACUAAAACUUCGGAAAAAAAUGUCGAAGUUAGUGUGUACGUAUGCAACGAACAAGCUCAAGUGGUACCAGGUGUUAUGAGUAUUGGUGCCGGCUUGGCGCCUAUAGACGAAUACAAAUCCGUUGUUUAUUAUCACGAUGACAAGCCCAGGUGGUUAGAAACGUUUAAGAUUCAUGUGCCCAUAGAUGAUUUCAAACAAUGUCAUUUAAAGUUUAUUUUCAAGCAUCGCAGUUCGAAUGAGCAAAAAGAUAAAAUGGAAAAACCAUUUGCCAUGUCUUACAUUAAAUUGAUGCAAGAUAAUGGUACAACUAUAACGCAAGGUCAACAUACUCUAUCCGUUUAUAAAAUCGAUCAUAAAAAAUUGGAUAAAUCAAAUACUGCCAAUAUAUAUAUGGAAUUGCCUGCCACCGUCGCGGAAUUGCAAGGCAAUAAACCUUCUGUUACUGGUCUCUCAUUACUGCCCAAAGAUAAUUUAAUAAUCGGAGUUAAUCUAUGCAGUACAAAGUUAACUCAAAGUGUAAGUUUAUUGGGCCUGUUAAAUUGGUCGGCUCAUAAGGAGAUUUUGGAAGAGUCGUUAAACGCUUUAUCCAAUGUACCUGGCGAAGAGGUUGUGAAAUUUCUGCAAGACAUUCUCGACGCUUUAUUUAAUAUAUUAGUAGAAAAUGAUAAUCCCGAAAAGUACGAUCAAUUAGUCUUCAUGAGCAUCAUUCAUCUCAUUGAGACAGUAUCCGAUUUGAAAUAUCAACAUUUUCUUACCGUCCUAGAUGUCUACAUCAAUGAGAGUUUCUCGGCUACUUUAGCUUAUCAAAAACUCAUUGAUGUCUUGCAAAAGAACAUUAAAGAUGCCAUUGAACCUCAGGAAAAAUCAGCAGAUGGCAUUGAAAUUGAUGAGCGUAUUGAGGUUAAACGUUUAUACAAAACAACACGUUAUCUACACUAUGUCAUGAAGUUUAUUAUACGUUCUCGUAUAUUAUUUUCAGCAAUUAACGGCAACGAUGAUUAUGAAGAUUUCGCCAAUAAGUUGCAAGAAUUAUUGGAAAUGUUCAUACAAAUGAUAGCAUGCCCAACAGAUUUAUUGAAAUCGGAAGGGGCCUUAUUGAAAAAUUUGCAUAUAAUAGCUACCGAUUUAAUGCAAGUUUUCGAUCCUGUCCGCUUGAGCAUCAUUAUUGUGAACAUUUUGAAACAAUUUCCUCCGAGACGUUUAACUCAAUCGAAAAUGGGUUGCAUUAAAGAUUUUGUGGAUUCGCAGUUAUUUUAUUUACCCGAAUGCCGUGCCAUCCUGCUGCCAGUAUUUUGUAAUCAUAUUAAAGAUCGUUUAGAAAGCAAAGAGGAGGGCGACUCCAAAUCCGAUAUAUGGCAACAAGAAAAAAAUCUUUCGAAAGCAGCUAAAGUUCUUGGACAAUUAAAAUCUCAACUGCAUACACGUGAGACAACCGCUAAACAAAAGGUUAACGAGUGCAUUAACAUCAUGAAUAACAUCUUAAAGUUAUUAUAUCGUAAAGAUAUUGGUCAAACGCAUAACGAUACGCGAGACAUUAUGCUAAUACUCCUGCGUACAGUCAUAAAAACUUCGCAAGCUUUGGAUCGUGAGAAUCAGUUGGUUGGCAAUUUAGUGGCCAUUAUGCUGGGCAUACUGCAACGGAUGGAUUCGCAGCAUUACGAUAUAUUUGUGAAGCAUUUAAACAAUCGUUUUGAGCUGCAAGAUUUCGUUAUCGAAAUAUUGCUUGUGUUUGAGGAAUUGGUGUCGCCGCAUCAGAAGAGUGUCUUUCCACGUGAUUGGAUGGACAUGAUUAUGCAUCAAAAUACAGUGAUAUUGGGCUCAUUGCGACAUCUCUCCGCAGUGAUUAUUGAUCAUUUCUUCGAACCUUUCGAAAAGCAAGUUUGGUCGAAUUUCUUUCAAUGUUCGAUUGCUUUUCUAAUACAAUCACCGCUACAAUUAAAUGAUUUCAAUGACAAUAAACGUCAGAUAGUAUUUGCCCGUUACCGAGAUAUACGCAAAGAUACGGCUGAAGAGAUUCGUAAAAUGUGGUUCCAAUUGGGUGAACAUAAACCCAAAUUUGUACCUCAAUUAGUUGAACAGAUCCUAGAGAUGAGUAUGAUACCCGAAAUGGAAUUACGAAAAGCUACCAUACCUAUAUUUUUCGAUAUGAUGCAAUGCGAAUACUAUAGUUCGAAAAUGAUACACGACAGUUACGGCGAUACGAAACGUAACAAUGCCCAUUACAAGGCAAAUUUUAAUGAUUUCGAAACGGAAAUGAUUGAAAAACUUGAUAUACUGAUAGGUGCUGGCAAGGGAGACGCUCAAUAUAAAGAUCUUUUUGAAUUAAUUAUGAUGGAAAGAUGCAAAGCCCAUAAAAUGCUUAAUGUGGAAGGCACAAAAUUUGUAAAUAUGGUUACUAAGCUAAUGGAACGCUUGCUUGAAUACCGUUGCAUUAUACAGGACGAGAGCAAAGAAAAUCGCAUGGCAUGCACCUUUUCGCUGUUGCGUUUUUAUUCGGAAGUCAAUCGUAAAGAGAUGUACAUACGUUACGUAUACAAAUUAUGUGAUUUGCAUAUGGAAUUUGAUAAUUUCACUGAAGCCGCCUUCACGUUAAAACUGCACACCGAACUAUUGACAUGGAAUGAUACGGAAUUGUCACCGCUGUUACGCUCGCAUCGUCAUAUUCAGUGUCGUACACAUCGCGAAUUAAAAGAGGCUUUAUACGAUGAAAUCAUUGAUUACUUUGACAAGGGUAAGAUGUGGGAGUGCGCUAUCGAUAUGUGUAAAAUUCUGGUCCAAGAGUAUGAAAAUGAAAUUUAUGAUUACAUCAAAUUGGCUGAAUUGCUUAAAAAAAUGGCUUUGUUUUUCGAGAAAAUUCUUAAAGAGUUACGGCAUACUUCUGAAUAUUUUCGAGUGUGUUUUUACGGUUUGGGAUUCCCGAGAUUUUUACAAAACAAAGCUUACAUAUUUCGUGGCAAAGAAUAUGAACGGUUAAGUGAGUUUAGCACACGUAUGUUAGUUCAACAUCCGCAAGCGGAACUUAUGCAUACCUUGGAGAUCCCGGGUGAUGAUAUUACCCAAGGCGAAGCUCAAUAUAUACAAAUAAAUAAAGUAGAACCGAUAAUGGAUGAAGCCUUUACCAAAUUCAAUGAUAAAAUCAUAGCCAAAGAAAUUGUGAAAUACUUUACUAAUAAUAAUGUGCAAAAAUUCAAAUUUUCUCGGCCCUAUCGUGAGUCAAGUUCGGAAGCGGAUGAUGUGCGUAGCUUGUGGUUAGAAAGGACAGUGCUUACGACACAAUUUCCGUUACCGGGUAUUUUAAGAUGGUUCCCGGUAGUGGCUUCAAAUACUUUUAAGAUUUCACCUCUUGAAUUGGCCGUAGAAACUAUGAAAAAUACUAACAAAGAUAUACGUGAUUUGAUUAUUGCCCAUAAGAACGACGACAGCUUACCUUUGAAUCCGUUAAGUAUGAAAAUCAAUGGCAUUGUUGAUCCUGCCGUUAUGGGUGGCCUGAGUAAAUAUGAGGACGCCUUUCUCACUCCGGAAUAUAUGGAAAAUCAUCCCGAGGAUGUUGAAUUAAUAGAAGAACUAAAAGAUUUGAUGGCCUCGCAAAUACCCCUUUUGGAAAUCGCGAUUGCUUUGCAUAAACAAAAAGCUCCAGAGUCUUUACGAUUAUUCCAUGAACGGAUGGAAUCAUGUUUUAUCGAAAUGCAGGCCAACGUUGAAGGAAAAUAUGGUAAAAAGACCUGUGAUUUAAAACUGGACCGUGAUUCCGUGAUAAUGCGUCGGAAUGGUUGCUUUUUACCUAAUAUGUUUGAUAAUAACAAUCGUUUAUCAGAAACGAGCAUGGGAUCGUCAGAUAGCGGCUUGUCAAAAUCUACGUUUUCAACACGACCGCAAACCAGUUCUAUUAAAUCAACUUUUGCCAGUUUUAACUUUAAUACAAGUUUAAAAAUUUAAUGGAAAUUUUUCUUUAUUUUUAAUUUU
Glossina fuscipes is the source of this 5978-nucleotide messenger RNA. It is a transcript of the gene mbc, whose product is annotated as dedicator of cytokinesis protein 1. Gene Ontology annotation, molecular function: guanyl-nucleotide exchange factor activity; small GTPase binding. The coding region runs from base 654 to 5951 and encodes 1765 amino acids. Gene Ontology annotation, cellular component: plasma membrane; cytoplasm. The transcript is spliced from 18 exons. The record is from RefSeq and is a predicted model, not a curated record. Gene Ontology annotation, biological process: cell migration; small GTPase-mediated signal transduction. NCBI's taxonomy places the organism in Eukaryota, Metazoa, Arthropoda, Insecta, Diptera, Glossinidae.